ACCAUGAGACUGCUGGCUCUGCUGCUGCUGAUCGGCGCUGCUGCGGCAGUUCCACGUGAAGAUGGCAGGAUCAUUGGCGGGUGGGAGUGUGCGCGUGGCUCUCGUCCAUACAUGGCCUCCCUCAACUAUGGUUACCACUUCUGCGGUGGGGUGCUCAUCAACGAUCAGUGGGUGCUCUCCGUUGCUCACUGUUGGUACAAUCCCUAUUACAUGCAGGUCAUGCUGGGAGAACAUGAUUUGCGAACGUUUGAUGGCACCGAGCAGCUCAUGAAGACCGAUACCAUCAUCUGGCACCCUGAGUAUGACUACCAAACUCUGGAUUUUGACAUCAUGCUGAUCAAGCUCUUCCACCCGGUGGAGGUGAACGACGUAGUUCGACCAGUCCCACUGCCCACAGGGUGCCCGAUUGGGGGGCUGCAGUGCCAUGUGUCUGGCUGGGGCAACACUGCCCUUGGUGACGAGGUGUACAUGCCCACCCUUCUGCAGUGUUUGGACGUGCCCGUAAUAGAUGACAACAUCUGUCACAACGCCUAUCCUGGCAUGAUCUCACCCAGGAUGUUCUGUGCCGGAUUCAUGGAUGGAGGCAGAGAUGCAUGCAACGGUGACUCUGGCAGCCCUCUGGUGUGUGAAGGAGAGCUUCACGGCCUGGUGUCAUGGGGUCAGGGAUGUGCCCUUCCCGACUACCCCGGAGUCUACGUCAAAGUGUGCGAGUUCCUUUACUGGAUUCAAGACACUCUGGCGGCCUACCCCUGAAGAAUUUAACCCAUU
Centropristis striata (black sea bass) is the source of this 768-nucleotide messenger RNA. RefSeq names its product trypsin-like. The coding region runs from base 4 to 753 and encodes 249 amino acids. The transcript is spliced from 6 exons. Gene Ontology annotation, biological process: proteolysis. The record is from RefSeq and is a predicted model, not a curated record. Gene Ontology annotation, molecular function: serine-type endopeptidase activity. Lineage: Eukaryota; Metazoa; Chordata; Actinopteri; Perciformes; Serranidae.